Messenger RNA from Podospora pseudocomata, 1497 nucleotides. RefSeq lists its product as uncharacterized. Bases 334 to 1302 code for a protein of 322 amino acids. NCBI's taxonomy places the organism in Eukaryota, Fungi, Ascomycota, Sordariomycetes, Sordariales, Podosporaceae. The record is from RefSeq and is a predicted model, not a curated record. Gene Ontology annotation, molecular function: oxidoreductase activity. The transcript is spliced from 2 exons. Gene Ontology annotation, cellular component: cytosol.
CUCGCCCGCAAGCCAUUCGGAACAACGCCAGAUUUUUUAUCAAACUCAUAAUCAUUUGCGAUUAACGCGCAACUCAUCCGCUCUCUCGGCCACAGAAAGCCCGCAACUAGUCCACCGCUUAUUAAGUUGUGCUGGUCUUGAACGCCUUUGUCGGCAAUGGAGUCAAUGAUGGGGUUAUCUGAAUUUCUAAGCCGGUGUAACGAUGAAAGCUCAUGAGUAUAAAGGGAGGCAUGUGGCUGUCUGAUACAAGAGAAGAUAAUCAUUCCCAAAAAGCACAGCAAGCAGUGCCCAUACCGCAUUCCUUUACACAUAUUUGGCUCCAAAUCUAAAACCAUGGCUGUUAGUCUCUCACUCAACUUUCCUCCCAUCAAGACCUUGCAUAGAGAGUCUUACCCAGCAAUUUCCCCUCUCGAACCCGAAAACAAUCAAGCGGGCAAAACAGUCCUCGUCACCGGCGGCGCAGGUGGCAUCGGGUUUGCUAUCGCGACGGCCUUUGUCCAGGCCUCGUCCUCGCAUGUCAUUAUCGUUAGUCGGCGCCAAGGAUUCCUCCAAGACGGCGUCAAGCGACUUGAAGCUGAGGCUCGGACUGCGAGGACCAACACCAAAAUCAGCGGCUACUCCUCAGAUGUUUCGAGCCUGGAAGCAAGCGAGAAGCUGUGGGCUGAAUUGAAGGAGGAUGGGAUUGUCGUGGAUGUCUUGGUGCUCAACGCCGUAGCUCUGGGCCCUGGCGGGACACUGGUGGAAGCCAACUUGGAACUAGUAUGGAAGGCAUAUGAGGUCAACGUUCGCUCGCUUCUGGACCAUACCCAGCGAUUUGAUAACCAGGAAGGUAAAAGGCAAAAGUAUCUGGUCAGUGUCUCUUCCUCCAUGGUGCAUAACCUGGACAAUGAAAACCCCUUCUUGUCCACGUACGGGGCAACGAAAACUGCCGGCCAAGUUUUGUUUCAGCAAAUUGCCAGGGAUGUAGACCCAGCAAGGCUGCAGAUGAUCAGCUUUCACCCCGGUGCCAUCUACUCAGAUGGGGCCCGAGAAGGUGGCGUCACCAAGGACAUGAUCGAUGUGUGGGAUGAUGGUAUGUUCUGUCUCUCCAGGUCUUGGAUUAAUGAGGGGGUCGAGGCUAACUUGGCAACAGCGGCGUUACCUGGUAACUUUGCCGUGUGGGCGGCCACACCCGCGGCCAAGUUCCUGCAUGGCCGAUUGCUGGCAGCCUGGUGGGAUGUAAAUGAGCUGAAGCACGAUGCGCUUCAGGAAAAGCUCAAUUCUGACUGGCACCUGCUAAGAGUUGGUGUGAAAGGACUCUGAGACCUGGAUGGUGGCACAGGCCUGUUCGGUGUGUUUGUUCAUGUCAGAAAGGUGGUCUGCGGGCUUCGGAGGAACUCUUGUUGUUGAAAUUGAAUCAUAUGACUAGAGAGAGUUAGUCUGACCUGCUCGAGACGGUUUGCGUUUAAUAAAUGGCCUGAAGUCCUUUGCUUCCAUAUCGAUAUUCUCAUUUGUUCC